Molecule: messenger RNA, 906 nt
Organism: Nicotiana tabacum (common tobacco)
Lineage: Eukaryota; Viridiplantae; Streptophyta; Magnoliopsida; Solanales; Solanaceae
Source: RefSeq, a predicted model, not a curated record
AUGCUGAAAACCUUCAUGCAUAACCAAUUCAAGAUCAAAGACUUGGGAAAAUUACACUACUUCUUGGGACUUGAGGUGCUCUACAGAAAAGGUGGAAUCUUGAUCUCACAAAGGAAGUUUACUCUUGAUCUCCUCAAAGAAUAUGACUGUCUCCAUGCUACCAGUUUGUCUUCUUCACUUGAUCUCACAACAAAGUUGAAAGCUAAGGAAGGAGUACCUCUAUCUGAUCCUACUUUCUACAAGCAGCUAGUUGGGAAGUUAAACUUCCUCACCAACACUAGACUGGACAUAGCUUAUGGGGUACAACAUCUAAGCCAAUAUAUGCAGGACCCUAGAGAACCUCAUCUUCAGGCAACAUACCAUAUGCUUAGAUACCUACUCAAGGAUCCCACCUUGGGUCUCUUCAUGUCCAGUGAUAAUGAUUUCUCAGUAAAAGCCUACUGUGAUUCUGAUUGGGCUACAUGCCCUGAUUCCAUGAAGUCAGUGUCAGGAUACCUUGUCCUUUUGGGAAACAGUCCUAUCAGUUGGAAAUCUAAGAAGCAGGAAACCAUCUCCCUUUCUUCAGCAGAAGCAGAGUACAGAUCCAUUAGAAAGGUCGUUGGUGAACUUGUUUGGCUGCAUCGUGUGCUCACAGAAUUGACUAUACCUCCUGUUCUACCUAUCCCUCUAUUUUGUGACAAUCAAUCUGCUCUCCACAUUGCCAAGGAUCUAGUUUUUCACGAACGUACGAAAUACAUUGAAGUUGAUUGUCACUUCGUUAGGACAAAGCUCACAAAAGGCCUCAUCUUGCUUCAACAUAUUAGAACUGGUGAUCAACUCGCUGACAUUCUCACCAAAUCCCUCACUGGGAUCAAGCAUUCCACUAUCUUGGGCAAGUUGGCAGUGUGUUCUCCACCUCUAACUUGA